AUGAGAGCAAAAGCGCCCGUCCCAAGCUCGAGGGCAAAAGAAAAGGUCUCCCUAGGCUCCAUCGACUCCUCGCCCAAGAAUCCCAGGCGGGAAAUUGCGAAGGCGAAUCAUGGGAAGGCCCUUCGGGCGGCAUUCGUGGCCAUGGCCAACGCAAGGCCAGAGAAAGAGCGGACAACGUAUUCACCGACAAGAGUCCCCUCGCCGGCGGGCUCGUCGGCACUCUCACCAGCGUCAAAACCGCGAGCAGCAUCAGCAUCAACGAAGUCUUCGUCACCGCCAGCCCGUUCGGGUCUGUCCGCCAAGGACAGGAUGAAGGCUAAGGUUGCCUCAGCUCUUCGACAGGUGCCGCCCAACAACAUCGGUAACUUCACAAGAGGUGCAGGGGCCCAGGCUUCGCCCCCGGCAAAGCCGGCUGCUUCCUUCUCCGAGUUCAACGCAACCGAUUGGCCCGUAGGCGCUGGGAGAGGAAAGGCGGCGGCGUUUGUAUCGAGUGUCAUCGGAGGCGUGGCGGCGACAGGCUGGUUCCUCUUCUGCGCCAGGGCUUCUUCAGCUACACGGUCCUCGACGGCGAGCCAAGAGGGGGAGGGGUGGUCCAAUCCUUUCGGCGACUUGCAGCUCAACGCCGCCGCCGCCGCCGCCGCCGCCACCCCCCCACACCCAUCUUGGUCCACAUCGAGCCGUAUCGCCAACGGAGAUCGUGAUGGUGGUGGUAGCGGCUGGUCGAGCAAGGAGGACGGUGUACGGGUAGAGGGGAGAGGAAAAACUAAAGCGGGUGUAGAGGUCGCCCAGCAAGGUGAUGCUGGUAGUGUGGGUGAGAACGGUGGGACGGGGGACGAAGGUGAAUAUGAGGCUGGAGUCUGGGUAGGAUGGGGUGGGGGGUGCGCUUUCUGA
Ectocarpus siliculosus is the source of this 891-nucleotide messenger RNA. Lineage: Eukaryota; Phaeophyceae; Ectocarpales; Ectocarpaceae. The record is from the annotation of a GenBank genome assembly.